This is a messenger RNA of Oreochromis aureus, 1715 nucleotides long. It is a transcript of the gene hp1bp3, whose product is annotated as heterochromatin protein 1, binding protein 3. NCBI's taxonomy places the organism in Eukaryota, Metazoa, Chordata, Actinopteri, Cichliformes, Cichlidae. The transcript has 13 exons. Bases 142 to 1641 code for a protein of 499 amino acids. Gene Ontology annotation, cellular component: chromosome; nucleus; nucleosome. The record is from RefSeq and is a predicted model, not a curated record. Gene Ontology annotation, biological process: heterochromatin organization; nucleosome assembly. Gene Ontology annotation, molecular function: nucleosome binding; structural constituent of chromatin; DNA binding.
UUCGCUGUGCGUCGUGACGCAGCACGUUGCAGUCCUAACGGGGCGGGGCUCGUAAACAGAGGAAUCGAAAUAAAGGAUCGUGCAGAAAUUUAGCCCAAAGUGUUUCUGUUUUCCCGUCGUGUUAAAGGUAAAUCUCCUGUGAUGCCGAUUCGCCGAGCAGCAGCGACUCCGACCCAGGAGAAGACCCCCUCCACUGCAGCAGAGAAAGAACCUGAAGCCUCCUCGGAGGAGUCGCCCGCUGCCGAGAAGGAGCAGGCCGCGUCAUCAGCCGCAGCAGCCGAUGGCGACGAGGGCAGCGCUGCGGGCAAGACGGCGCCCGCGGAGAACGGGGAAAAGGCCGACGGUGCUGCAGCAGAAAAGGAAGGAGAAGGGAAAGAGAAGAAAGAUGACAAAUGCAAGGACUGCGCGGCUGGACAGUGCGCAACACACUGCUAUGUUCUCCUACUAAGGUUGAAGGAUGGCUACAAGUACGAGAAGUCUAAAGUCAAGAAGGUGAAACGGACGAUUCCUGCGUGGGCUAGCGUCACUGCGAGCAAAAAGGUCCCUGUUACCAACUUUGCUGGCACUCAGAACAAAGUGGAUAACAUCCUCAUUGAAGCCAUCACGUCUUGCAAUGACAGGUCUGGGGUUUCAUACCAAUCUGUCAUGAAAUAUAUCGUGAAAAAAUACCCAGGGAUGGAGCUUGACAGGAAGAAGUUCCUCAUUAAGAAGGCCAUGAAGAAACAUUUGGAGAAGGGAACCAUCAAACAGUUAAAGGGGAAAGGUCUUUCAGGGACCUUCACCAUUGGGAAGCAGACUCCCCUGUCUAAGAAAGCUGCUCAGAAGCAGGAGUCUCUGGGAGACGCUCUUCCUCUCAUCAUCACUCGGCUCUGUGAGCCCAAAGAGGCCUCAUACAACCUGAUCAAGAAGUACCUGGAGCAGCACUUUCCCAGCUUUAACAUCGAAAACAGGCCAGAAGUCUUGAAGUCCGCCCUGGUGAGGGCUGUUGAGAAAGGGCAACUGGAGCAAAUAACUGGGAAAGGCGCAAGAGGGACUUUCCAGCUGAAGCGUACCGGCAACAAGGUCCUGCUCAAGGGUGGCACCUUGGAGGACGCCAUCACAGCUGCUAUCACAGCCAUGAAUGAACCUAAAACCUGCAGCACCACAACUCUACGGCGAUACCUUUUAGACGCCAACAAGGACAGAAAGGAGUACCAGUUAGUGGCCAAUCUUCGGAGGACCCUGACAAAGUGUAAAGUACUCGGAUGGAUGGAGCAGAUUACUGGUCACGGCUUCAACGGGACCUAUCAGCUGUCGUUCCCUUUCUACCCAAGUCCCACCAUCCUGUACCCAGACAAGUUCAAAGAAAUUCCAAAGAAAGACGCUGCACCUCCAACCAAGCGGCGAACAGUUGAAUCUUCAGGCGAAGACGAGGAAGAAUCAGAAGAAGAGGAAGAGUCUGAGGAUGAAGCCCCAGCCCGUAAGAGGAAACCUCAGAAGAGGCCUCCACCCAAGGCUCGUCGUCCUCCUCCAACCAAGAAAUCUUCGAGCGCAAGUCAGUCAAAAGCUAAAGGCAGAGGACGUUCGCUCGCAAAGAAGUCUCCAGCCAAGAAAGCAGCAUCUCUUCGGCCAAGAGCUCGGGAAAAAACAAUCAGCCCCUAAGAAGGAAUCCGAGUCGCCAUCUAAAGCCACACCUGUCAAGAGAGGCGCCCCUGCAAAAAAAGCCCAAGACACCA